AUGGCUGCCGUCUCCUCGUCGGUUCGCAAGAACCCCGUCCUUCGCCGGACGGCCAAUUCGGCCGGUGUCGCCGACUCCGAGUCCUCGACCGCCGUCUCGCCCUCGGACUCGCCCCGUCAGUCGGCCUCCUCGACCUCUCUCUCCUCUCUGUCCUCGACGGACGCAUCUCGCAAGGCGACCGACUACGGCGGCCUCGUCGACACCUACGGCAACGCCUUUACGCCCCCCGACUUCACCAUCAAGGACAUCCGCGAUGCCAUCCCCAAGCACUGCUUCGAGCGUUCGGCCCUGACGGGCUACGCCUACAUCCUCCGUGACCUUGUCUGCCUCGCCACCACCUUCCUCCUCUUCCACAACUUCGUCACGCCAGAGCACGUUCCCUCGACCUUCGCUCGCGCCCUCCUCUGGGGCCUCUACACCGUCCUCCAGGGCCUCUUCGGCACCGGCCUCUGGGUCAUCGCCCACGAGUGCGGCCAUGGUGCCUUCUCCCCCUCGCGUGCCGUCAACGACUUCACCGGCUGGGUCCUGCACUCGGCCCUCCUCGUCCCCUACUUCAGCUGGCAAAUCUCCCACUCCAAGCACCACAAGGCCACCGGCAACAUGGAGCGAGACAUGGUCUUCGUCCCCCGUACCCGCGAGCAGCAAGCAUCUCGCCUCGGUAGAAAGGUCCACGAGCUCGCCGAGCUCGCCGAGGACACGCCCGUCUUCACACUGAUCAUGCUCGUCGCCCAGCAGCUCGUCGGCUGGCCCAACUACCUCUUGACCAACGUCACCGGCCACGACUACCACGAGCGCCAGCGCGAGGGCCGCGGCAAGGGCAAGCGCAACGGCCUCGGCGGCGGCGUCAACCACUUUGACCCUCGCAGCCCCCUGUACGAGGCCAAGGACGCCAAGCUCAUCCUUAUCAGUGACAUUGGCAUCGGCCUCACCGCCACCGCCCUGUACUUUCUCGGCAACAAGUUCGGCUGGGCCAACCUGGCCGUCUGGUAUUUCAUCCCGUAUCUUUGGGUCAACCACUGGCUUGUCGCCAUCACCUUCCUCCAGCACACGGACCCGUCUCUGCCCCACUACACGGCCGAUGAGUGGAACUUCGUCCGAGGAGCGGCCGCGACGAUCGAUCGGGAGAUGGGCUUCAUCGGCCGCCACCUCCUGCACGGCAUCAUCGAGACGCACGUCCUGCAUCACUACGUCAGCAGCAUCCCCUUCUACCACGCCGACGAGGCCACGGAUGCCAUCCGCCCCAUCAUGGGCAAGCACUAUCGCUCCGACACCAAGGACGGCCCCUUGGGGUUCAUCCGCGCCAUGUACAAAAGCGCUCGCAUGUGCCAGUGGGUGGAGCCGAGCGAAAAGGCCGAGGGCGCCGCAAAGGGCAUUCUCUUCUUCCGCAACAAGAACGGCCUCGGCACCAAGCCCAUGUCGAUGAAGGCCUAA
Drechmeria coniospora is the source of this 1431-nucleotide messenger RNA. RefSeq names its product delta12 fatty acid desaturase. The coding region runs from base 1 to 1431 and encodes 476 amino acids. The transcript is spliced from 2 exons. Lineage: Eukaryota; Fungi; Ascomycota; Sordariomycetes; Hypocreales; Ophiocordycipitaceae. Gene Ontology annotation, biological process: lipid metabolic process. The record is from RefSeq and is a predicted model, not a curated record. Gene Ontology annotation, molecular function: oxidoreductase activity, acting on paired donors, with oxidation of a pair of donors resulting in the reduction of molecular oxygen to two molecules of water.